This is a messenger RNA of Chara braunii, 945 nucleotides long. Lineage: Eukaryota; Viridiplantae; Streptophyta; Charophyceae; Charales; Characeae. The record is from the annotation of a GenBank genome assembly.
GAGCGGAGAUGGAGUUCUUGGCGGAGGACGAGUUGAUCUCCAUCGUUCCCAAUUUUAGAUCUGACGGUAUGCACAUGCUUUGUGGCGAUUUCGGUCCGUUUCGACCGCAGAUCCCGGUCAAGGUUCCCCUUUGGCUCGCACUUUCGCUGAAGAAACGACGAAAGUGCACUUUGCAAACCCCAGACUGGAUGAAUGUAGAUAACCUAGCGAGAGUCUUGGAGGAGGAGAGGGAGAGUACUGGUGUGUUUCAGGAAUUACCCUUUCACUAUAUCGAGAUUUCUCAGCUGCUUUUUGAUAACGCGAUAGAAGAUCUAUGUGAUCAUUACAAGAUGAGAACUCUCAUUGAAGAUAUUCGGAAUGUUCGGUUCAAUAAGAUUCAAAACGGCCUUCAGCAACUCGAGGGGAAGAAGAAUGCUGUCAAGUUGAACAAUGUGUCGGCUAUGGAGAUUAAUAUAAUUAGACCUUUCUUCAUCAAAGCGUUGGAAAGGUUCUACAAGUACGAUGUGGAUUAUGCAAAGGCGGCGGCGACGGAUAACUCACAGGCAUCGAAUGCGCCGACUUCUUCCACGAGUGUGAGAGGAAGGACCAUUCAAAAUCGCGGCCUUCGGCCAAGAUAACGGCAGCCGCAGGCUUCUAAUGAACCGGGGUGUGUGUGUGUGUGUGGUGUGUGUGUGUGUGUGUGUGUGUGUGUGUGUGUGCUGUCUCUUAUACACAUCUAGAUGUGUAUAAGAGACAGGAACAUGACAACACGACAGACACACAUGCCCACACACACACUCAUCACACAGCGACACACGGUUUCGUGCUUCAGUUCGGUUUGGUGGUUGGUGGUUGGGAAACGAUUACUUGGUGGAGCUUGGGCUCUGGAAAGUGGAGGUUGGACGCUGUGGCUUGGGCUCAGGACUGCCUGACGGCGCGCAGACCACUGCGCGACCAUGACGGAAG